ACCGGAGGCGCACUUCUGGUCGCCCCGGCAACCGCGCCGGCUCCCGCCCGCCUCCUCCGUUUCCCCACCGAAAAAUAAGCCCUUCCUCGCCCACCGCCCGGAAUCUACAAGCUGCGUGCCCACGAGAUUCGUUGCUCAUUGGGACUGUCACCAUCAGAGAUGGCUGCAAAGGCAUCCUCUUCGAAAGAUACUGAUCCUUGGUAUUCUCAUCCAGUAUAUGCAAGAUACUGGCAGCAUUAUCAUCAAGCAAUGGCUUGGAUGCAAAGCCACCACCAUGCCUACAGGAAGGCCAUGGAAUCCUAUUUCAAUUCCCUGUGGUCCUUCCCGUCUGCAGUUCUUCCCUACAGCUAUUAUGCUAACCAAGGUGGAUAUCCUCAGUCUUUCUAUGACCGUCACUCGGCCUCCCAGGACUCCCACUGCACAUAUCCGCAUUUUAGAGGGUCUGGACAGCAUCCACAUGACAGCCAUUGGCUCCAGGCAUCCACCAGAGAGGAGCAAGCUUUGUCAUCAGAGGAGGAGGUGGAGAGCGAGUCAGACGGGGAAGUGGAGUGUGACCUGAGCAACAUGGAGAUCACCGAGGAGCUGCGCCAGUACUUUGCGGAGACCGAGAGGCACAGAGAAGAGCGACGGCGGCAGCAGCAGCUGGACGCUGAGCGCCUGGGCGACUACGUGAACGCCGACCACGACCUGUACUACAACACCCACCGGUCAGCGGAGCCCCCGUCCGAGAGCCCCAGUGAGAGGCGCCAGGCCGAGAUGAAGCGGCUGUAUGGGGACAGUGCCGCCAAGAUCCAGGCCAUGGAGGCCGCGGUGCAGCUGAGUUUCAACAAGCACUGUGAUCUCAAGCGGCCCAAGUACUGGCCAGUCAUCCCCCUGAAGUUCUGAGCCCCUUCCACUUGCUGAACUAUGCAUAUGCCUUAAAUAAGCCAGGGGUCCUCUCCAAUGCCAGCUCCUUUCGAUCCCACAGAAAAUGAUUCAAGCAUGCAGUCAAGUAAGUAAAUAGUACUUCUCUCUAAUGCAGGGCUCAUACACUUGCUCUAUAAAGGGCUGGAGAGCAGAUACCUUUGGCUUUGCAAGCCGUAUGUGUUGUGACUGUCAACUCUGUCCUUGUAGUGUGAUAGCAGCCAAAGAGGAUACCUAAGCAGAUGGGCGUGGCUGUGUUCCAGUAAAACUUUAUUUAUAAAAACAGGCCAUGGGCCAGAUUUGGCGUGCAGGCUGUAGUUUGCCCAUCCCUGCUCUAAUGGAACAAAAGUCAUCUGCAUAGCAUGAUUAUUAUUGUCAUCUCCACAGAGUUUGAAUGGCAUACAGAAUUGAGAGCCACGAGUAAUAAUUCCCAAACCUGGUCACCUCUGUAGGCUUCUCUGGUGUAGAAAAUGCAUAAUUGAGUUCUUGCUGUAUAUACCUACCCACUGCUGUCGAGUUGAUUCUGACUCAUAGUGACCCUAUAGGACAGAGUAGAACUGCCCCAUAGAUUUUCCAAGGAACGGCUGGUGGAUUCGAACUGCCGACCUUUUGGUUAACAGCCGAGCUCUUAACCACUGAGCCACCAGGGCUCCUCACUAUAUAUAGCAGAUAUUUUUUGAUAGGGGAAUAUAUUCAUUUCUGAGAAUAAAAAUCUAAGAAUUGGUGUAACAGUCCAUUUAUGAAAACCAACCACCUUUUAAAUAAGUUAUUACAGUGCGUUGCCAGGGUGCGCCCGUGUUGACCUGCCACAAUUAGCACAUCCAUCAAAGGCUGGGGAAAAGAUUCAGUAUUGACAUAUUUCUCCCUCCAAACGCUCAGAUUUACAUUGCAGCCCUCGCUCUGGGACAAAUAUAUUAUUUGCAUCAGCCCCGGGUGCUUAUUUUUCCAAGCUUAUUUCAUUACUCGAGUUUCAAUUUGUGCUUGGGCAUUGCAGACAAAAUCCAGAAUGAACUUUCCCCUGAGGUGACACAUGACUAAAAUUUCAAAGCUUUAUUAUUUCUCUUUCUCAUCUUAAACUCA
This is a messenger RNA of Trichechus manatus latirostris (Florida manatee), 1983 nucleotides long. It is a transcript of the gene GEMIN8, whose product is annotated as gem nuclear organelle associated protein 8. The record is from RefSeq and is a predicted model, not a curated record. The transcript is spliced from 5 exons. Gene Ontology annotation, cellular component: SMN complex. Gene Ontology annotation, biological process: spliceosomal snRNP assembly. Bases 160 to 885 code for a protein of 241 amino acids. Lineage: Eukaryota; Metazoa; Chordata; Mammalia; Sirenia; Trichechidae.